AUGGAGUACGUGACUGCCGAGCAGCUGGCCGGUUUCGGCAAGUACAAGUACAGUGCAGUGGACAGCAACCCCCUGUCUCUGUACGUCAUGCAUCCCUUCUGGAACACGAUAGUAAAGAUCUUCCCUACCUGGCUGGCCCCAAAUUUGAUAACGUUUUCUGGCUUCCUGCUGCUUGUCUUCAACUUCUUCCUCAUGGCAUACUUCGACCCUGACUUUUAUGCUUCUGCUCCUGAUCACCAGCAUGUUCCGAACGGAGUGUGGGUCGUUGUGGGUCUCCUCAACUUCAUUGCCUAUACAUUAGAUGGCGUUGACGGGAAACAGGCUCGCCGGACCAACUCCAGCACGCCCCUGGGAGAGCUCUUUGAUCACGGCCUGGACAGCUGGGCAUGCGUGUACUUUGUCGUGACAGUCUACUCCACCUUUGGACGGGGCUCCACGGGUGUCAGUGUCUUCGUUCUCUACCUCCUCUUAUGGGUGGUCUUGUUUUCAUUCAUCCUCUCCCACUGGGAGAAGUAUAACACAGGGAUUCUCUUCCUCCCCUGGGGAUAUGACAUCAGCCAGGUGACCAUUUCAAUUGUCUACAUAGUGACAGCCAUUGUGGGAGUUGAGGCCUGGUAUGCACCUUUCCUGUUUAAUUUCUUAUAUAGAGACCUAUUCACUGCAAUGAUUAUUGCUUGCGCGCUCACUGUGACGCUGCCGAUGAGCCUCUAUAACUUCUACAAGGCCUAUAAAAAUAACACCUUGAAGCACCACUCUGUGUAUGAAAUCAUGCUGCCACUGGUAUCCCCGGUGUUGCUCUUCCUGCUCUGCACCACGUGGAUCUUCAUGUCCCCGACAGACAUCCUGGAGGUCCAUCCCAGGCUCUUCUAUUUCAUGGUUGGAACAGCCUUCGCUAACAUUUCUUGCCAACUGAUCGUCUGUCAGAUGAGCAGCACACGCUGCCAACCUCUGAACUGGAUGCUGCUCCCCAUAGCGGCGGUGCUCUUCGUGGUGAUGUCCGGGUUCGCGCCGAACAGCGAAACGCUUCUCCUCUACUUGUUAACUGCUUUCCUCACCCUGGCGCACAUCCACUACGGAGUGGUCGUGGUGAGCCAGCUGAGCAGGCACUUCAAUAUACGGCCCUUCUCGCUAAAGAAGCCCACGCCAGAUUGACUAGGAGUGGAGGAAGAGAAAAUCAGCUUGCGGUCUGCAGAAGUACUGUAAAUAACUGCUGCAAAUACCUGUAAAUACUUCAACCAUCACCACAGAUCUAAACCUAUCCUCUGGACAGACAUCAGGGCAAAGUACGCACGGUAUCCGGUGCAGCCAGGGCAGGACUGGUACGGGGCAGCCCCCGCCGCUGUUUGACGAACGCAAGCUUUCGGUUUUGGGUGAAACUGGACGAGGAGGGUAGCCUUUCAGGUCGCUAUUACUGUAUAUUAGACCAGCUGAAUGUUCCCAGUGAAACCUCAAACUCCAGCUUUUGCUCAGGUAAAGCUGGUUGGGGAUGCAAAUGGCUUCACCGGAGCGAAGCAUCUUGACCUGUCAUCAAAACCAACAUAACAGCUGAUUUCUGCAAGGUCAGGGGAACAUCCUGGUGGUCGAGGGAGUUCCUGUCUGUCCCUAAUCCUGCUAGACAGCCCUUGUCCUGGGCUGGUACUUAGGGAGCAGAUGGUGACAGUUCUCCCACAUUCUGUCCUGCCUUCCUGCAUUCACCUAUUUGGGCAAAUACUUGCACCUCUUUUUUUUUUUUUCUUUUUUCUUUUUUUUUAAGAGGGGAAAAAAAGAACAACACACAAAACUUCUAGUAAUAUUCUACUUGGGGGGCUUAGAAAAUCAGGGCUCGAUUUCCCGUAAAACUGGGAAGGCAGCUUCUGUCUCCCCUGCUCGAGCCGUGGGUACCUGGGACCACAUCUUGACCGUGUUCCUGCCUGUCCGUGUGUGUUCCCCGCCUGGGAGUGGGGUCUGGGCUUCGAUCGGCAGCAGAAAGUGGCUUACGCCAGCCUGUCUAACUCUCCCCUCUUCCUACCAGUAUGAACUUGCUGUUUGAGGUCGGCUCUGCUGGGUCGUUGCGUGCUGCCUGAGCCGCCUCUUUUGUAGCAGCGCAGCUAGGCUCAGUCUGCACAUCGCCCUUCCCACCAGACCAUCGACGGCAGCAAAUCCACUGCUUAGAGAAGCACCUUAAUAAGUGUUGUGUUGGUUGCGUGUGCACUUUCAGAAAGCUCACAGGCGUGUGUGUGGUGGGGUCCUUUCCAAAUAUCCCUUUGUUUUUUCGAAACCAGUGUCCUCAGCGGCUGCAUGUCUCAUCCAGGGAUAUAUUUGUUUACUGUCCAUUUGUAAAAGACAUGUUUGCAUUGAUUUUUUUUUUAAUUUGUUUUUGUAAUUUAGUUAGAGUGAGGUGGUGAAGACUGAAUGCUGAUUUUCUUUUCUGUUCACUUUAUUUAAUGAAGACCUGUGCUUGAAUGAAGAGUGUAGCUUAAACCCAGGCUCUGGAAAGGCUGCAUCCGGAAGUGAACAAGCACAGCAGAUUGUGCAUAUGUAAUCUACCAUGGGAACAAAGUCGCUUAUACACUGAUUAUUGUGCAACGUGGUUCGUAGAAGCUUGAUCACAGCCUUUUCCUUCUGCAGGUGAAGACUCCUCCUGCUUUAGGAAACCUUCAAACUGUAACUACUAUUUAAUGCUUUUUCUUUUGUAAAUUUGAAUCAUUGUCAUGCAGACCGUGAGACUUGAAACCCGGAGGCAAGCUCACGCGUUGGCUGCGUGCGGGGCGCGACGUCAGGGUUGCUCGGUCACGGUACGCCCUGCGAGGAGCGAGCUGGGGCGUUCAUCUGGGCUGACAUGGUGGGAGGGCUCGGCUGAGCGUCUGUAUGCUCAUGUGUCUGUACGGCUGUGGCGUGUCUGGGAAGGGUGGCUAGUCUGGGAGAGGGGGGCAAAUGAUUUUCAGAGUUUAUUUAAUAAAGUAGCUUGCUCCUAUAUAUUUUACUGACGCUGUACAGAAAAAAAAAAAAAACCCUAAGCAUACAAAUGGAACGGGGCUGCGCUUGAAUUUUUGGCUCUUGCUAUUUAAUGAAAUAUAAUUAUGAAGGGAGAUAAAUUUAAGUCACGCUCGCACAAGAAUUACAGGGAAUCUUACAGUGGGACACAACACUUCUCUGAACACGUCCCAUAGAUAGCAAAAUUGUGCUAGCAGCACUGACAAAAAGUGGAGGUUGGAUGAUUUACUUUCUAGUUAUGUGUUUGCACGACCCAGGAAUAACUGACCUGUUCCCUCAGGCUUUCAGCUGAGCUCUGGGCUCCCAAGCCUGGAGCUUGCGUUGUCCUGUCUCUUCCCACUAGUGUUGCUGGGCCCUGAAGACUGGGCCAGUGCUAGUGCUGUGAGAAGUUGUCUGAUCUUAAAUCUUAGGAUGUCACUUUGUCUCCGUAAUACACUGUUUGUUGUCUCACCGAGCUGUGGGCAGGUGUGCUUUUGCAGCACGUAAUAUACCCUGAAAAACCCCUUUGUGAAGUUACAAACAUGUGGAAGCAGGGCUUCCUCUCUAAAAUCCUGCAAAUAUUUGUCGUGCUGUAGGAGAAAGAUCUCUCUUAAAAACUGGAACCACUUCCUAUCUGCGCAGGCUUUAUCUUUGGGGAGUCCUGGAUUUUUGGUGCCUUAAUUUAUUGCACCUUGAAACUAGAAACAUGUCUCCUUAAAUCAGUGCUGGAAAACAGGCUUGCUUGUGCUGCGGGCUUGUGGCAGAGCGAGGAGAGAGCAGACCUGAUCUCGGUGCACAUGCGACUGUUCCUGACUCGUGCUGCUGCGAAGCUGGGGGGGGCGAGUUUCUCUUUGGGCUGUUAGAAAUUAAGUGAUUCCUGCUCCCAGAUUCUGGGAGGAGUGGAAACGAACAGAAAGACCAAACCAUCUUGGCCGUGGUGGGGUGUGGCAUGCUAAGAAACAAACUAUUUAUUACUAAUAAUGGUUUGAAGUCUUAAGAAUAAAUGUAUUCCUCUGAGGGUAAUUGUUUUACGGUGGUGGUUGCUUGCCUUGCUGCCUAGACUCCGUCCUUGCGGCGAGGUGUGCUCCUUGGGACGGGACAGGGUUGUGCGCAGGCUGGGUAGGACGUGCGCUCACUCCUCAGCUCCUCCUGUCUGGUAUUUGAGAGCUGAUCUGUGUUGUCCCUUCUUCCAAGGAUAGUGUUAAUCAUAUUUUCUUAAUUACUGAUGGACCUGCUGCGUUGGUAACAGGACUGUCUUACGCUUUCCUAAAUCUGUUUUGCACAUUUUUAUCUCUAAUAACAGAGUAUUACCAGGAAAAAACCUGUUCAGGGAGGGGUGCAGAUGACCCUUUAAGACCCGCUGGGAUGUCAGUCGCCUGGCCUCGGGCUCCAGGCAGGUCCUUGUGUUGUGGGAAGAGGUGGCCGGCGCUGCCAGCUCCUCCUGGUCCUCGCCACGCUGCGGCCGGUCAGCCUUUGCUCCGAAGCAGGUUUUUGGACACGCCAGCAUGUCGCCACAGGACUUGCGUAGCCGAGGCAGAGAGGCGGCCUCGCUUGCAGCCUGUUUUCAUCUCGGUCUUGUGGUUCGUAUCACAGCUCCUGCCUCUGUGCCCAUCCAGGGACCUAGCGUAGGAAUUCACAAGCGGAGCCGGGGCUGAGGGUGAAGUGCAGGGUUUGGGACCUCCUGGGGUUUGGGUUAAAACUGGCUGUCGCGCUAAGCGCAGCGUUUUAGAAGUACAAACGCUGCGGCUGACCUGUGGGUGUACAAACGCUAGGAAAACCAAGCGCUGUGGUUGUAGCUUGUUCCUUCCUUCGGUGCUGCAAGUAACUCCUCUCUUCUGCGGUCGGUCGCUGCAAGGGCUCGGCAGCAGUCUCUGCUCUCGUAAACAUCAGCCACCUGAUACAGGCGGCUUUGCCAGAGCCAGGGGAGCAGAAUGUUGUAAGCAUGAGCUUCUAAGGCUCUGGAAACAUAUAUUUAAGCUCCUUAAAUAGAGCUGGCCUGAUGUUACCUCCCGGGUGCGUUGAGUACCUGCAGUUUGUAGUCCGAGAGCUGUUUUGAUCUCAGUCAGGUCAGUUCUAGCAAGGCCCCUAAGCUCUUCGCUGAGAGCAUCUGUGCCUGCUUGUGAUAGACCUGGAAAGUCUCUAGAGACUUAGUGCUUUUUGGAAACUAGCUCAGAUAUCUUUUUUUUGGGUGUUUUGGUUUGUUUUUUUUUCCAUAGACGGGUUCAA
Messenger RNA from Gymnogyps californianus (California condor), 5178 nucleotides. RefSeq names its product selenoprotein I (gene SELENOI). Gene Ontology annotation, cellular component: endoplasmic reticulum membrane; Golgi apparatus. Lineage: Eukaryota; Metazoa; Chordata; Aves; Accipitriformes; Cathartidae. Gene Ontology annotation, molecular function: ethanolaminephosphotransferase activity. The transcript has 10 exons. Gene Ontology annotation, biological process: phosphatidylethanolamine biosynthetic process. The record is from RefSeq and is a predicted model, not a curated record.